Molecule: messenger RNA, 1812 nt
Organism: Entrophospora sp. SA101
Lineage: Eukaryota; Fungi; Glomeromycota; Glomeromycetes; Entrophosporales; Entrophosporaceae
Source: the annotation of a GenBank genome assembly
AUGUUCUCUAAAAAAUUUAUUUUACUUUUGCUUGUAAAUAUUUUUCUUAUAAUUUCAAUAAGGGCAAUACCACAUCACAAAUUUCUUGAAUUUGCCAAAGUUGAUGUUGAUAUUUACGAUUACGAAAAUGACGAUUCGGCGAUCUUGGUAGAAGUUAUAGAUGUAGUUGGUGUUGAUAAUAGCAACGAAAACGAUGGAAAUUUUGAAGAUCUUGAAAUUUCUCCUUCAUUAGAAGAUUCAAUGAUCACAGGAUAUCCAAUUGCCGAAAAUGAAGAUAACCCACUUGCAAAUAUUUUCACGGGAAUUUCAUGUGUUAUGGUUUCACUUAUAAUACUUGCCAUUAUGUCAGAAUAUCAUUAUGUUCCUUCCACUUCUUAUAACGACGAUGAAAAGAAAUCAGUGAUCGAUGUUCAAAAUUAUGAAUAUAAAGAUGAUAACGAUAAAGGCGAUGACGGUAAUAUUAACAAUUCCAAAUCAUCUGUCAUUGAUAAUAUUACCAGCACAACUAUUUCCGAUAAUACUACGAAUGCAAGUACCACUACCACAACAGCAACUACUGAUAUUAGUAACGACAAUAAUUUCAUCACCACCGCUAUCGAUUCUAAUGCUAGCAUGAGAGCAAUUUAUGGUGAAAGUUACAAUAGUAGUAACAACAACACCAAUUCCACAUUAAAUGAUCAAACCAAUGAAACAACCGUUUUCGAAUACGAUAUUCUUAUAGAUGAACCUUCUGAAUCCUUACCAUCUUCACCAACAACACCAUUGGAUCUACAUUUAUCGUCUUCCAUUGAUGCUGACAUUACAACAACACAAAGUACACCAAAUAAUUUUAAUUUGGCAGCUAAUCCAACCAGCACUAUUUUUAACACGAAAUCAAAUAAGAAUAUUUCUGAACAAAAUCCACAAAUAAAGUUUUUAAUAGGUGUUGGAGCCGGUGUCGUUUUAAUCGUGAUUGCAGGCCUUGCAUUUUUUUUCGUGAAUCUUAAACGAAGAAACAGUAGUAAUAAUGGUAAAACAAUUCAACAACUUAAAAGGUCUACUUCAAGUGGCGACUGGAAAAGAAAAUCAAAAAUAACUUUUAAGGAUACCGACGAAAAACAAUAUCCAUCAGAAUCAACAGGGUUUAUAGAAAGUGAGUCAUUGCCAAAACCAAAAUCAGUCGACCUCUCCACUUCCAUCACCAUUACUCAACAAAAAGAUGAAAGUGAAAAAAUACCUGAUUUAAGCAGUACAUCUGAUAGUGGUGUUAGUGACAUUCCCUUGCAAAUAAAUCCCAUCGGAUCACCUCGUGAACACUCCUCGCCAAUUUAUUCAGGUAGAAAUUCACCAUACCAUUCACCUAGUCAUUCAGGUGAUCAAUUAGAUAAAACAUUGUAUCUUGAAAGUAUUGGUCCGAUGUCAGGUUCCACUGGAUUACAAACGGAUACGAGCCCUAGAGAAACAACAAGACCUCGUACUCAACCAUACCAAAUAAUGACAUCUAACGAUCCUAAUAUUCCUUUUCGACAUAGCAUAUCUUCUGUUCCCCUUCAUCAUCAAAUAGAUACGGACGCAAGUUCUAGAGAAACAACGAGACCUCGCCCUCAGUCAUACCAAACAACGUCAUCUAGUGAUCCUUCCGAUGUUUCUUUUCGACACGACAUAGCUUCUAUUCCCUCAGGUUAUCAUCAACAACAGCAACAACAGGCUGAACAUCCAUCUCCUAGUCCAGCUCUACCAGGUGCUACAAGACUUUCACGUAGUAGUGCUUCACGUGGUUCUAGAUCAUCCAAUAAUCCGCCUAGUACACAAUCACCUUCUCCUUCUCGAUAG